AUGUCUUUGCUACCUCUUGAAGCUAACCCCGAUGUAAUGAACAAGCUCCUUCAUUUAUUAGGAGUUCCGAAGAAGUGGAGCAUUGUCGAUGUGUAUGGCUUGGACGAAGACGCGCUGGCGUACAUUCCUAAACCCGUUUUGGCGUUAAUUUUGCUUUGCCCAGGCACUGAUCAAUUUCUUCAACAUGCCGAACAACAAAUUGAAAAAUUGAAGGAAGAGGGUCAAGUUUUGGACUCAGACCUCUUUUUCAUGAAGCAGUGUGUCACCAAUACGUGUGGAACCGUUGCGCUCAUUCAUUCUGUGGCAAAUAACGCAGAUAAAGUUGGCCUUGAAGAUGGACCGUUUAAAAAACUCCUAAACGACAUCAAGGAUUUGACCCCAGAAGAAAAAGGGGAAAAGCUGUUCAAGUCUGAACAUGAGGCCUUCAAUUUACUGAGUACUCAUCAAGAACUGGCCCUGGAAGGGCAAACUGAGGUGAAUCCCAACGACCAAGCCAAAAACCACUUCUUUGCCCUUGUUGAAAAAGCCGGUCAUUUGUACGAAUUGAACGGAUCCAAAGAAUUUCCUAUCAAUCAUGGAUCUACAACACCUGAAAGCUUUUUGGAGGAUGCCGCCAAGGUUUGCCGUGAGUUCAUAGCAAGAGAUGCAGAAGAUGUAAACUUCACUGUUCUGGCUUUGGCUGCGGCCGAAAACUAAAUUAUCACGCAUUUUCUUUGUUACUAUUCUUGGUCUUAUAUCAGACUGAAAUUUUUGUUAUUUUUUCAUAGUAAUUGUGAAAGCUUUGGGCUUGAUGGACCAAAUAUCAGAUGAUAGUACUAGCUGCAAUUACAAAAAUGUGAUGUGAUGUAAUCAAUAAUACUCUUAGCAUGGCUUUAAAUGUGCCUUGCUUUUAUGUGAUAUUUCCACUUGCUCGCACAAAAUUUUUACGUGUAGCACUUUAGAAAUAAAAUGUAGCAUAAAACGA
Messenger RNA from Zophobas morio, 964 nucleotides. Its product is annotated as ubiquitin carboxyl-terminal hydrolase-like. The coding region runs from base 1 to 696 and encodes 231 amino acids. Gene Ontology annotation, cellular component: cytoplasm. NCBI's taxonomy places the organism in Eukaryota, Metazoa, Arthropoda, Insecta, Coleoptera, Tenebrionidae. The transcript has 7 exons. Gene Ontology annotation, molecular function: cysteine-type deubiquitinase activity. The record is from RefSeq and is a predicted model, not a curated record. Gene Ontology annotation, biological process: protein deubiquitination; ubiquitin-dependent protein catabolic process.